UCUCCAAACCAUCAUUUCUUUACUCCCCCCCUCCCCAAUUUGUCCAAUGGCUUUUCAGGACCCGAAUCACCCCCUGCAAGCCCAGCUCUGUAGCAAUGUUUUUGGGGCGCUCACUGGGUUAAUACAACCCCCUUUAGCAGCCGGGCUAGGUGGGGGGCAGAAGUAUUAUUGCAAUAAUGGGGUACAGCUAGCCUCCCCGCAGCAGCAGCAGCAGCAGCAGCAGGCGCCAUUCAGCAAUGCGGUGAUGGUGGAGCCGGAGCCCGACCGGCCCAUUGGCUAUGGAGCUUUUGGCGUGGUGUGGUCGGUGACGGAUCCCCGAGACGGGUCGCGAGUUGCACUCAAAAAGAUGCCCAACGUUUUCCAGAACUUGGUCUCUUGCAAACGGGUCUUCAGGGAGCUGAGAAUGCUCUGUUACUUCAAGCACGACAACGUCCUCUCAGCGUUGGACAUUCUCCAGCCUCCACAAAUCGACUGUUUUGAGGAGAUUUACGUCAUCACUGAGUUGAUGCAAAGUGACCUUCACAAAGUCAUUGUGUCUCCACAACCUCUCAGCGCUGACCACAUCAAGGUCUUUCUGUAUCAGAUCCUCAGGGGGCUGAAAUAUUUGCACUCUGCCGGUGUUCUCCAUCGGGACAUCAAACCUGGGAAUUUGCUGGUCAACAGCAACUGUGUCCUCAAGAUCUGCGAUUUUGGCUUGGCCCGGGUAGAGGAGCCAGAUGAGUCCCAGCACAUGACUCAAGAAGUGGUAACUCAAUAUUACCGGGCCCCUGAGAUCUUGAUGGGCACCAGGCACUACGGACGCCCAAUUGAUAUUUGGUCAGUGGGCUGCAUCUUCGCUGAACUUUUGGGCAGGCGUAUCCUCUUCCAGGCCCAAAGCCCAAUUCAGCAGCUGGACCUGAUCACAGACCUCCUGGGGACUCCUCCUGUGGCCGCCCUCCAUUCAGCCUGUGAGGGGGCUCGGGCCCACAUUCUGCGUGGCAACCACAAGCCACCGUCACUGUCUGUCCUUUACAUGCUGUCUGGAGAAGCCACCCACGAAGCCGUCCAUCUGCUCUGCCGGAUGCUGGUCUUUGACCCAGCCAAACGGAUCUCUGCCAAGGAUGCCCUCUCCCACCCUUACCUAGACGAGGGCCGGCUCCGCUACCACACCUGCAUGUGCACCUGCUGCUUUUCCGUGUCCUCGGGCCGCGUCUACACCAGUGACUUUGAGCCCCGGGCCGACCCAAAGUUCGAUGGAUCCUACGAGAAGAACCUCACCUCCGUCUGGCAGGUCAAAGAGCUGGUGCAUAGGUUUAUCUUGGACCAGCAGCGGGGGAAACGCGUCCCACUCUGCAUCAACCCCCAGUCGGCUGCCUUCAAAACCUUCAUCCGCUCCACGGCGUGGCAUUCCUCCAAAGUAUCCAAAAAGGAGGAGAGAUGAAGGCGCCCAGUGGACAGGAUGGGGAGGAAAGAGAAGAAGAAAAAGGGAAAGCAAAGGAGAAGAAGGGCAGAAUGAGAGAGCCUUUUCAUCGGGUGAUGAGAGAGAGAAAGAAGAAGAAGAAGAAGAAUAAACAACCACUCUUCUUAAUCCUGCACUCUUGAAUAUUUUGACUCAUGGACAAACAUUUGGGGUGGGGGGAAAACGUCUGUGUCUUUUUUUAUUAUUAUGAAUAUUAAUAUUAUUUGGGGUGGGCGGGAGGGUUGGGAAGGGAUUGUUUUUUGCAUCGAUUGAUGUCUUUUUUCCCUCCACCUUUAUUGUCCUGCACUGGAAAACCCUUUAGGUUGUAGGUUAUUCUCCUUGUGCAACUCUCCCUGUCCGCAAACUCACCCCCAAAUCUGCACUGUUCCCCGACACGCCUGGCUGAGUUACCCUUCCCUCUCUUGUUCCUGCAUUAUUAGGGUUUUGUCUUGCUACCCCUAGAGGGUUUGCAGUUACUGGAGCAAAGGGGUGUUU
Messenger RNA from Lacerta agilis (Sand lizard), 1933 nucleotides. RefSeq names its product serine/threonine-protein kinase NLK2-like. Gene Ontology annotation, cellular component: nucleus; cytoplasm. The transcript has 11 exons. NCBI's taxonomy places the organism in Eukaryota, Metazoa, Chordata, Lepidosauria, Squamata, Lacertidae. Gene Ontology annotation, molecular function: MAP kinase activity; ATP binding. The coding region runs from base 47 to 1420 and encodes 457 amino acids. Gene Ontology annotation, biological process: intracellular signal transduction; protein phosphorylation. The record is from RefSeq and is a predicted model, not a curated record.